Messenger RNA from Vicugna pacos (alpaca), 3902 nucleotides. RefSeq names its product polypeptide N-acetylgalactosaminyltransferase 16 (gene GALNT16). Gene Ontology annotation, molecular function: polypeptide N-acetylgalactosaminyltransferase activity. Gene Ontology annotation, biological process: protein O-linked glycosylation. Lineage: Eukaryota; Metazoa; Chordata; Mammalia; Artiodactyla; Camelidae. The record is from RefSeq and is a predicted model, not a curated record. Gene Ontology annotation, cellular component: Golgi apparatus.
GUCGUCUCCCUCCUUUACCCCACCCCCCCGCCCCCCCCUCUCUUCCUUUUUCGCUCUGCAGGACUGAGCAGCCAGACACGAGAGAAAACAAACAGCUGGGGCUGCAAGUGCCCCCGCUCCGGCCCCGAGAGCACGCCGGUCCGGGCCCCUACUCGGAGUGCCCGCCCGCCCACCAUGAGGAAGAUCCGCGCCAAUGCCAUCGCCAUUCUAACCGUAGCCUGGAUCCUGGGCACUUUCUACUACUUAUGGCAGGACAACCGAGCCCAUGCAGCAUCCUCCGGCGGCCGGGGCGCGCAGAGGGCCGGCGGGAGGCCGGAGCAGCUCCGCGAGGACCGCACCAUCCCUCUCAUUGUGACAGGAACGCCCUCGAGAGGCUUUGAUGAGAAGGCAUACCUGGCAGCCAAGCAGCUGAAGCCGGGAGAGGACCCCUACAGGCAGCAUGCCUUCAAUCAGCUGGAGAGCGACAAGCUGAGCCCCGACCGGCCCAUCCGGGACACCCGCCAUUACAGCUGCCCCUCCGUGUCCUACUCUUCGGACCUGCCGGCCACCAGCGUCAUCAUCACCUUCCACAAUGAGGCCCGCUCUACACUCCUGCGCACAGUGAAGAGUGUCCUGAAUCGAACUCCUGCCAGCCUGAUCCAGGAGAUCAUUCUAGUGGAUGACUUCAGUUCAGAUCCUGAAGACUGUCUGCUCCUGACCAGGAUUCCCAAGGUCAAGUGCCUGCGCAAUGACCGGCGGGAAGGGCUGAUCCGGUCCCGAGUUCGUGGGGCAGAUGUGGCCGCAGCUGCUGUCCUCACCUUUCUGGACAGCCACUGCGAAGUGAACACCGAGUGGCUGCAACCGAUGCUGCAGCGGGUGAAGGAGGACCACACCCGUGUGGUGAGCCCCAUCAUUGAUGUCAUCAGUCUGGAUAAUUUCGCUUAUCUUGCUGCAUCUGCUGACCUUCGAGGAGGAUUCGACUGGAGCCUGCAUUUCAAGUGGGAGCAGAUUCCUCUUGAGCAGAAGAUUGCCCGGACAGACCCCACCAAGCCCAUUAGGACACCUGUCAUAGCUGGAGGAAUCUUCGUGAUUGACAAGUCCUGGUUUAACCAUUUGGGAAAGUAUGAUGCCCAGAUGGACAUCUGGGGAGGAGAGAAUUUUGAGCUCUCCUUCAGGGUGUGGAUGUGCGGAGGGAGCUUGGAGAUCGUGCCCUGCAGCCGUGUGGGCCACGUCUUCAGGAAGCGGCACCCCUACAACUUCCCUGAGGGCAAUGCCCUCACCUACAUCAGGAACACCAAGCGCACUGCAGAGGUGUGGAUGGAUGAAUACAAGCAGUAUUACUAUGAAGCCCGGCCCUCAGCCAUCGGGAAGGCCUUUGGCAGCGUGGCCACGCGGAUUGAGCAGAGGAAGAAGAUGAACUGCAAGUCCUUCCGCUGGUACCUGGAUAAUGUGUACCCAGAGCUCACUGUCCCUGUGAAGGAAGUGCCAGGCAUCAUUAAGCAGGGGACUAACUGCCUAGAAUUCCAAGGCCAGGACACGGCUGGCAACUUCCUGCUCGGAAUGGGGGUCUGCAGAGGGUCUGCCAAGAACCCCCCAGUGGCCCAGGCGUGGCUAUUCAGUGACCAUCUCAUCCAGCAGCAGCGGAAAUGCCUGGCUACCACUUCCACCUCUGUCUCCCCUGGAACCCUGGUCGUACUGCAGAUGUGCAACCCAAGAGAAGGCAGGCAGAGAUGGAGGAGAAAAGCCUCUUUCAUCCAGCAUUCAGUCAGCGGCCUCUGCCUGGAGGCCAAGCCCACACAGCUGGUGACCAGCAAGUGCCAGGCCGACAUCCCAGCCCAGCAGUGGCAGCUGUUGCCACACACAUGACCGUAGCCCCAGGCCUCCUGUACUUUUUGCAUGAGACUUUGGGACCGGAAGGGGGUUAGGGUGGGGGAGUACAAAGCAGGCCGUUUCCAUCUCCUCACAUUUCUGCCAGAAUCAUCAGCAAACACCGCUGCCACACCACACGAUUCUCCAAAGCUUGUACGGGGAGGAUGCAGGGGGGAUGGAUGCCCCGCUGCCCUGGCCGCCGUCCCCGCCUCGCCCGGGGAGAGGAGCCGGUCGGGAUGCUGGACUGCUGCUGAGCAGAGACUGGACUGAUGCCCUGGCCCUUUGUUCCCUCCCUUUGCCCUUCCAGGGCCCAGAUAGGGGUUUGGGGCCCUCCUCUUGUUGGCUGGGGAGAGCGAGGACAGAGGCUCGCACCAGUCCUGCUGGGUCAGGGGGCUGCCCGUGGGAUUGGGCAUGAGAGGAGAGUGUGGGCAACAUUGGAUGGGAGGCAGGCUGAAGGUAGAGGAAGGGGCAGUCCAUGGGGGCGGGUAGAGAACAGGAAGACGUGAGGAGCUCAGUGGCCUGUCCUAGGCAGGUGCUGGGGCGGGGUUGAGGGGCAGCUGGAGCGAUGGGAUCUGGGCAAAGGAUGGAUGAUCUGCAGAAGGAAGAACUGCAGACAGAAAAGCAGCAAAGCACUGAAAGAGUGGAUUUCUCCCCAGGACCUAGUUCCUCCCACACGUACCAGUCCCAGGGCCCUGUGCCUCCAGUCCUGCGCUCUGGUCCCCAUGUACUCAGCAAGGGGCUACAAGGGGAUCUCUGGGGGCAGCCUCGGGAAUACAGUUAUUAAACAGAUCCCACUUCUGUUUGGAUAAGUGUCAGGACUAGAGCUCUCCCUCGGGCCUUAACAACCAGCCGGUGCCCUGGCCCCCUCCCCCGGGCGCACCAUGUGGACCCCGUAAGAACAGGUACCAUCCUAGUUUUUGACUCCUGCCUUCUCCAAAGCCCUUGCCUUUGUAAAUACAGUGUUUCAGGGUCAGAUGGCCAGUAAGGUAAGAGCAGGGCCCUCCAUUCUGGAACAUCGACAUUCCCUGAGUCACGGAGUGUAAGCCAUCCAGGUAGGACUCAUCCUCACCCCUCCCGGCUGCAGGAUGGAAGCCCUUGGGGUUUAGCCGCUGCGGUGGCCUGGAGGCUGGCCGGUGGCCCCUGUUUGUGCAGAGCUCCCUCUUCCUUCUCACAGCCCCUGGGCCUCUUCUUCCCCUACCUCAGGGUCUGAUCUUAGAACCACUUCCGCUGUUUCCCACGUUCCUCUUCCCCGCCCCACUGGCUCAGGCGGUGUGAUCUUAGGCAGAAGACUGGUGGUACCAGGAACCCCAUGGAGGUCUCCCAUCCAAAGCAAAUCAGCCUGGAGUCCCCUAGGGAGUUUAUGGAUUCCAGAGAGCCUAGGUACUCCUGAAAUUGUCCCCCAAGUAGUGCAUGUGUGUGCAUAUAUGCGUUUUCCUGGGGAGAGGGUCCAUGGAUUUCUCCAGUUUCAUACAGAGAGAGGCCUCUGAUCCCCUAAGGGUCUGAACUACUCUGGACCGGAGCUACCUGUCACCGGAGCUGCCACUCCCCUCCCCCUCCCUGGUGUGCCUAAACUGCUAGGGGCCUGCUCCCUCCAUGCGGCCCUUGGGGCCGUGGUCUGCAGCGCCCACCCUGGAGGGUUCUCACCAGUGUCCUCUCAGCAGUACUCCUGUGCCCCGAUGGGCACCCCCUGGGCUCACCAGUGUGGAGCGCUUGGCCCCUAGGGCCACACUUCUGUCCUCUGUGUGAUGUUUCAUCCUCCGCCAUCUCUGUUGUGCGUGUCCACCCUGGCGGACAGCAUGGACCUUUAGGGACAGGGAGCGUGGGCAUCUCUCAUUGAAUGUAAGAGGACUGCUGCUCAGAGAGCCUUUGAGAGGGCCCCCUCCUUCCCUGUGAUCAGACUGGGCUCGGCACUUGUCUGCGGUCCUUUGAGACUCAGCCCUGUUCUGUUUUUGCUUUUCCUCUUCUUGACCAAAGCAUGUGCCACUUGCUGUCCCUGAGGACCUCGUCUUUAUGAAAAACACCUGGAAUAAAACCACUUCUCUCAUGCACAUGUG